Molecule: messenger RNA, 840 nt
Organism: Hirsutella rhossiliensis
Lineage: Eukaryota; Fungi; Ascomycota; Sordariomycetes; Hypocreales; Ophiocordycipitaceae
Product: transposase-like protein
Exons: 3
Coding region: 1-840 (279 amino acids)
Molecular function (GO): protein dimerization activity
Source: RefSeq, a predicted model, not a curated record
AUGAUUAGAAGAGCGCUCGAGCUUCGGAGUGCUAUUGAGCUCUAUCAGUCGCGUUGGCAGAAGCUCAGGAAUGAUGUGGAUCGACGUGACAUCACCAAGGACUUCCUGAACGCUACCGACUGGGUCGAGCUGCAACGGUUUUUUGACUUUCUGAAGCCCUUUCACAUCUUGACCCAGACGAUGGAAGGCAACGCCAGUAAGGACGGAGCAGAGGGCGGCCAUGGAGCCGUGUGGGAGACGCUGAAGACGAUGGACUAUCUCUUCAUCAAGUUCAAGCAAGCCGCGGAGUUGACCCGACACGAGGAUGCCUCACUUCAAAUCAGGAAUCGACUGUGGUUGGGCGGAACUGGAGGACUACUACCUCAAGACAGAUCGGUCCCCUGUGUCGUGCGGCGCUUGCGCUUCCCCUUCCUACGGCAGGCAGAGGUCGAGAUACAGGCGCAGACAGGGCUUUUGGACGACGAAUCCGACAGGGAGGCCGCCAGUGCCGACAAUGACUACAGCUCUUUCGGCAAGAGAUCAGUCACUUCUCUCAAUGUGCGGCGGAGAAGAGCCAGAACCGUGACCGAGCUCGAUCUAUUCCAAACUCGGCCAAUUUAUGUACAGGAUCUCGACGUCGCCGACCCGCUCGAAUGGUGGCAUCAACAUCAACUUGAAUACCCAGUGCUGUAUCGAAUGGCGCUCGACCUGUUCUCGAUUCCCGGCAUGAGCGCUGAAUGCGAGAGAGUCUUCAGCCAGACCAAGAGACUGAUCACAGACGAGCGCAACAAUCUGUCAGAGGACACUGUGGAGGCAGAUCAGCUUCAAAAGCAAUGGUUAUCCAGAGGCCUCGUAGAGUAG